AUGGUUAGUUUUGAUGUUCAGUCUGUAUUUACAUACCUGCCUGUUGAAGAAUGCAUCUCAAUUGUAACUAGAAAACUAGAGGAAAACAACAUACCGGCAGAAUAUUCAGUAUUACUUAGACAUUGCCUUACAUCUGGUAAUCCAUUGUGGAAGGAAGAUUUUUACAAGCAAGUAGAUGAUAUUGUGAUGGGCUUACUCGUAUCUCCCAUUGUCGCCGAUAUUUUCAUGGAUGACUUUGAGGAGAAAGCCCUACGUACUGCACCUGUAACUCCAAAGUUCUACAAGCGGUACAUAGAUGAUAAUUUCACAAUUUUACCAUCAGAAUAA
This is a messenger RNA of Parnassius mnemosyne (clouded apollo), 327 nucleotides long. The record is from the annotation of a GenBank genome assembly. NCBI's taxonomy places the organism in Eukaryota, Metazoa, Arthropoda, Insecta, Lepidoptera, Papilionidae.